AUGUCUGCGCACCAGAAAGCCAUCCCAGUGGGAAAGGAAGGCGAGACCAAAGGUGACACACGCUCCACGCCGCCGCCGCCGCCCAACCAGCCCGAGCAAAAGGGCGCCGGCCCGUCCACUGAGAAGCCUCAUGAUAGAUCAUCAGCCGGCUUGGCUUGUGACCACACCGCGGCGGGCGACUCGGAACUCCGGACGAUGCUGGAAGAAAAUGCUCUCCAAGCCCUGACCGGGGAGUCGGUUUUAAAAAGACCCAGGCUUGUCUACUAUGAAGAGGUAGGUGACACUGACCUUAUGUCACUCACCUUCCCGAAAAAACUCUGGAAGAUCGUUGAGAGCGAUCAGUUUGCGUCCAUCCAGUGGGACGAUGGUGGAAACUGUGUAGUUAUAGAUGAGGAGUCCUUUAAGAAGGAGGUGCUGGAGCGGCGCGGCCCCGCCAGGAUUUUUGAAACUGACUGCAUGAAAAGUUUCAUUCGGCAGCUGAAUCUAUAUGGUUUUAGCAAAAUCCGCCAGGAUUUCCAGCGAUCUGCCUCUCUUUCUGAAUUCAUUGCUGAAGAAAAAGGAGCAGUUUCAAUGACCAAGUUUCAGUUUUACCAUAACCUGAAUUUCAGAAGAGAUUACCCUCAUCUGCUGCCCAGAAUGAAGCGAAGAGUUGGGAUUAAAAGUGCAGUUCCUAAUCUUAACUGCACAGAAGGUGAUUCCGGCCGUGAGACCCCUGCCAGUGGGGGAGCAACAGGUGGCACGAGGCAGCUCAUACAGACACUAGCUGUUAAGCAGAACAGCUUGGUCUCGCCGAUGAGGGAAAACGAGCAGAAAUUUGCAUUUGAGACUAAUGUCAGCAGCCAUCGGGUCGCCAGUACCGGAAACUCGAGCGGUUCCGGCAAUGCGGCUUCCUCUGCCUUGGCGGUGAGGUCUGCCGACCACGCGGCAACGGAGCAGAGUGCCAAGGUAAACCACAUGGCUCAGUUCCACCCGUCGCAACACAGCAGCCUAGUCCGGGCUGGCAAUCACGCCAUGGAGACCAGCAGCACCACCUCAGCUACCUCUGUGUACCAUCUCAUGCCCCCCAUGGCGGCGAGCUUUGGAGCUAUGAUGGGGAUGCCAGGCUUCCAGGGCAUGUACCCGGACCUCACAGCGGCCGCUGCCCAAGCCCACCUGGCCAGCCUGCUGCCAUUUUGCAAUCCGUGGUUCUCCAUGCCCAUGAUGGCGGCUGCCUCUGCUAUCUCCAUGUCGUCGGGGUCUUCGGUCCACCAUCACCGACCUCCGCCACACCAUCACCACUGUCCUAACUGCAACUGUCAAGGAGGCAGUGCGUCGUCCACCAGAGGUGGUCCUAGAAACAGUGAAUACAUGACAGGACCACACAGAUAA
This is a messenger RNA of Mobula hypostoma (lesser devil ray), 1368 nucleotides long. RefSeq names its product heat shock transcription factor, Y-linked-like. Gene Ontology annotation, molecular function: sequence-specific DNA binding; DNA-binding transcription factor activity. The record is from RefSeq and is a predicted model, not a curated record. Gene Ontology annotation, biological process: regulation of DNA-templated transcription. The coding region runs from base 1 to 1368 and encodes 455 amino acids. Lineage: Eukaryota; Metazoa; Chordata; Chondrichthyes; Myliobatiformes; Myliobatidae. The transcript is spliced from 2 exons.